GACGUCAGUCGACUUUGAAUAAAGAAUACUGCAGAAACGUUUGAUAAUUAAGAUAAAGACUUGAGCAAGGAAGUUUAAAAUAUAGUUAUAGUAUAUCGCCCAAUAUGACGAUACUAAGACUGAACAAGGAAUUUUUGGACAUUUCCCAAAAUCCUCCAACAGGCAUUUCUGCACGUCCAAUUAACGAUGAGAUGUUAAAUUGGCAGGGCAUGAUAACAGGACCAGAGAGAAGUCCAUACGCUGGAGGGGUAUUUUCUGUAGGAAUACAGUGUCCAAGUGAUUAUCCUUUAAAACCUCCGAGGGUACAUUUUACUACAAAAAUAUACCAUCCAAAUAUUAAUGAAAAAGGGGAAAUCUGUGUAAAGCAUCUGAGCAUGCAUUCAUCAUGGUGGGCAAAGUGUACUAUAUCAGAAUUAUUAGUGAAUGUAGCAGAGUUGUUAGCUUCUCCAGAUCCUGGGUGUCUAUUUAACGAGGAAGCUGCAGAUUUAUAUAAAUUAGAUAGAAGAAAAUACAAUAAAAUAGCGGCAGAAUGUACACGAAAAGCUGCCAUGUGACAUGGUCAACACAUAUGUUAUAUAAAUCGUUUUCCUUUAAUUUUGUAUAACGAAACAUGGACAUACCUUACUGUUCGUUUUAGGACUUUUUACACUUUAUGAAAUUUCAGUAUCACCAGCGGAAAAUAUGUUUUUUGUAAAAUGUUUAAUAAGUAUAUGUACUUGUUUAUUGUGAUGAAAAGUUUAUCUUAUUCUUUAUUCUUGUUUGUCGACGGACUUAAGUAACUUUUAUUUUCUCUCGCCUUCAAUCAAUAGUGUGGAUAUUGUUUAAGAGUUAUCAUAGUUGGAAGUAAUUGUAAAAUGUUACAUUAUAAUGUUGAAAUAUAUUGCUAACAACUU
Mytilus californianus (California mussel) is the source of this 893-nucleotide messenger RNA. RefSeq lists its product as uncharacterized. The record is from RefSeq and is a predicted model, not a curated record. The transcript has 6 exons. NCBI's taxonomy places the organism in Eukaryota, Metazoa, Mollusca, Bivalvia, Mytilida, Mytilidae. The coding region runs from base 105 to 554 and encodes 149 amino acids.